Messenger RNA from Geodia barretti, 1179 nucleotides. The record is from the annotation of a GenBank genome assembly. Lineage: Eukaryota; Metazoa; Porifera; Demospongiae; Tetractinellida; Geodiidae.
AUGUGGAAACUGACGUUAGGCGUCGCCGUUGCGGCGGGCAUGGCCACGGCCAGCUUCGUCGCGACCGACGUGCAGGCACAGGACGACGGCGUCUGGUGGCCGGCAAAAGUGGAAAUCUACAACCCGUCCUGCACCGACGGAGAUCCGGCGUGCUGGACCGAUCCAGCCAACCAGAACCUCGACGUCGUGGACUACGUGCCGCUGAUGCCCGAUGAGGUGGAUGCCAAGCACCAUAUCUGCGUGUCCUUCCCCCACCUCGUGGACUCCUACUGGGUCGGCGCGGCCUACGGGAUCAUCGAGGAAGGCACGCGCCUCGGCCAGAAGAUCUCCCUGAUCGAAGCCGGCGGCUACGACAAGCUGGAGAAGCAGCUCUCGCAGGUCGAGGACUGCAUCGCGAACGGCGCCGAGAUCCUCGUACUUUCCGCCAUUUCCGCCGAGGGCAACAUCAAGCAGGUCAACGAGUUGCGUGCCAGGGGCAUCCCGAUUGUCGACCUGAUCAACGGGAUCAACACCGAGGUCGAUGCCAAGUCGCUGGAGAGCUACUACAGCAUGGGUCGCAUCGCCUGUAAGUGGAUCGCCGAUCAGCACCCAGCAGGCAGCGGCGCUGUCAAGCUGGCCUGGUUCCCGGGACCGCCCGGAGCCAGUUGGUCGGUCGCCGGCAAUCAGGGCUGCCACGACGCGGUCGUGGGCUCCGACGCCGAGAUCAUCUCGACCAAGUGGGCCCAGACCAGCAAGGAGGCCCAGCUCAGCCUCGUCGAGAACGUGAUCCAGGCGCAGACCUCGGGCGACGACGUCGAUCUCGACUACAUCGUCGGCGUGGCGCCGGCGGUCGAGGGCGGCAUGGCCGCGCUCCGCGACCUGGGCCUGCAGGACGAGAUCAAGCUCGUCUCCUACUACUACACGCCCGGCAUGCAUCAGUUCGUCGGCCGCGGCAGCGUCGCCAUGGCGCCGACCGACCAGAUGAUCAUCCAGGCGCGGAUCUCCAUCGACCAGGCGGUCCGCAUCCUCGAGGGCAAGCCGUCGGCGACCGGCGGACGGCCCGAGUUCAACGACACCGGCCGGAUGAUCGAGCAUGUGCAGCCGGUUGCGGCGAUGGUGACGCCGGAGAACCACGGGGACUUCGAUACCUCCACGACGCUCGCGCCGAAGGGCUGGAGCCCCGUGUUCAGCACUGACUGA